Messenger RNA from Cantharellus anzutake, 1193 nucleotides. RefSeq lists its product as uncharacterized. The record is from RefSeq and is a predicted model, not a curated record. The transcript is spliced from 6 exons. NCBI's taxonomy places the organism in Eukaryota, Fungi, Basidiomycota, Agaricomycetes, Cantharellales, Hydnaceae. Bases 357 to 1193 code for a protein of 278 amino acids.
GACACCUUGUACUGCUCCAAUCCAGGAAUCCGUUUUACGAAGACUCGCAACGUCUUUGGCAACAUGUUUGUCUCAGAUUGCAACAUCACAGAUACGCUUUAUUCAUCAUACACAAUCUAAAGCAACACAGGGUUAAUGCGAGGCAGGUCUUCUAUUGCAGUGCGGCCUGGAUUGAGGUUGGAACAGGGUAGCAAACACGACGCUGCCGUCCCAAUAUGUGACGGCAAUUUAUCCACAAAUCGGACAAUGCAAGUAAAGGUCCUUCGCCCAAUCGCGCUGAUCGGCGUCACAUCGCAUUUGUACAAUGCCUUGGAAUUUGGUUGGGAUUUCUUUAUAAUGCAUAGCUUGCCAACACCAUGAUCGUUCAAAUUCCAUCAAUGGUUGAUAAGUUACAAGUGGCGCAAGGCAGACAAGUCAGUGGAGGUCGCGGACACGAGGUCAAGAUAGAUAUGAAAAAGCAACUAAAGCUCAAGCGAAGCAGUCAGAUGCAUCUCGAUAUCAGGAGUAUCAGACAUCCUGGGGAUUUGGAACGAGUUAUUAAUUCAGGCCCGUUACUAAAACGCAACGUCAUCAGCCGGAGAACCCGAUACAUGCUUGGAUUUGUCAAGGGAAUGCCAGCACCGAUUGCGCAAGGGAAGGAAGCAUCGGACUUGAGUAUGCUGGGAAUACAAAGGAAAGGACGGUUCAAUAAAGUGAAGAUGUCAAGCUCGUGGUUGAGAUGGGCGGUGUACCAAUAUAGAAGGGAACGUCCACCUGGAACACACAUAAGGAGACGUGCAGCUACGAGAGGCCUGGUAAUCGAUCGCCUCAAGGUCAAGGUUACAACGGAAGAAACACGAAACUCCGAUAUCAAGGCGAAAGAAAAUCUCCAGGACACAAAGGAAUUCUAUGCAUCGAAUUCUGCAGCUGACCUCGCCUUUUCGGGCGAUAAGUUGGCAAGUGAAUUCAGCAUAUCCCUGGAGGAAAUCUUGAGGAGCCGAGGCCACGAGGGCUACGCUUGGUCACAGACAAAACAAGAAGGUCGUGUGCUUAGGCUGGACAUAACUUGGACAAGCAAACACAAAGAGUCCGUACACAUAGGCCCCAGCUCAACCACAAGUGCACAUCACCCGGUAAGACAGAAGACGAAGACGAAGAGACCAGUCCGUACUCCGCACCAGACAAAAGGCCGUUACCAAGACAAGACGAGCUAG